AUGGCUUCCUUCACAAAUCUUUGUCAUUCCAUUGCGGAUCUACAUCAUCUCAUCAGAUUCCACGACUCCUACUUACCUUUCGUUCAGUACUUCACUGUUGUCGUGUCCAUUGUCACCUGUCUGGUGGGACUGGUGGGAAACGCAUUGGUCAUCUGUUUUCUCGGAUUUGUCAUGAAGAAGCACAAGUCCAAAUACUGGUUUCUGAAUUUGGCCAUUGCUGAUUUCUUCUCCCUCCUGACCUUACCCUUUCACGCCAUUGCAGCUUUUAAAGGCACCUGGCCUUUCGGGGACCACGUGUGUAAACUUUUUAUCUUCUCAAUGACUGCCAAUAUGAACGCCAGCAUUUUAAUUCUCACCUCUUUAAAUAUCGCCAGGGUAUUGUCUGUAGCACAACCAAUAUUUCACCUCAAAUUCAUCUCCAAACGCGUUUCAUUUUGGAUCUGUUCUAUAAUUUGGUUCAUUACCAUCCCGUCCAGCCUCCCGGUGUUCUACUAUAGCGGGGAAAUGAAAAUUGGAGAAUUUGUACUGUGCACCUACCAUGGCAGUAAGACCUUAGAUACUGCAGUAGCAAAAAAUAGGUAUAAUGUGAGUAGUGGGAACGCUACAAGAGACGUUUUGGACAUUUACGCCAUGUUUGGCUCCUACUUCAAGCAAUGCUCCUCUCACGCGUGUUGUGGUGGUGAGGAGGCGCUCAGUUUUUGGGACCAUGUGAGGUCCACCUCAAAUCAGUUAGUGAUACCGUUCCUUGUCAUUGGAUAUUUUAUUCCUCUUAGUAUUGUGAUUAUUUGCAAUAUAAUUAUAGUUGUGCAUGUAAGAAAAUCCAAGACCAUUAAUACCCACAGGCUCUAUCGAAUGGUGGUCGCGAUCAUCGUGGUGUAUUUCAUAACAUGGACCCCAGUAGUCAUAGCAGAGACUGCGUUAUUUGUCAUCAUUCUCAAAAAGAACUUCCUAGCCUUGUUCUACAUCCUUCAAUUCAUGCCUCUCUUCAUCAGCAUCGCCUACACAAACAACUGCUUGAACCCGAUUUUCUAUGUGCUGAACGGUGGACAGAUGAGAAUGGAACUUUAUGAUUUUAUAAGUUCCUUUAGAAAUAGCAAAAGAUGA
Bufo bufo (common toad) is the source of this 1104-nucleotide messenger RNA. RefSeq names its product C5a anaphylatoxin chemotactic receptor 1-like. Gene Ontology annotation, molecular function: complement receptor activity; G protein-coupled receptor activity. Lineage: Eukaryota; Metazoa; Chordata; Amphibia; Anura; Bufonidae. Gene Ontology annotation, cellular component: plasma membrane. The transcript has a single exon. Gene Ontology annotation, biological process: phospholipase C-activating G protein-coupled receptor signaling pathway; inflammatory response; positive regulation of cytosolic calcium ion concentration. Bases 1 to 1104 code for a protein of 367 amino acids. The record is from RefSeq and is a predicted model, not a curated record.